AUGGCUUAUCCUGGCUUUGAAGCUGCUGCCUCUGGAGAGUCUAGGCAAUAUACAUCUCUUUUCAACCCAGACGAGUUUCAGAGCAACCAGGAAGCUCAAUAUGCUGCUACUGGGCGGGUUGCGUCGUACUCUGAAUUUGGGGACGAUGAAAGAACGGAGAAUGACGAGGGCAUUAGUGAAGGACGAAGCUAUAGGGGUGACGACGAAAGAACGCCUUACGUCCGUGAUACCGAUGCCCUUGAUGAUACAUACGGGCAGUCAUCUUCACCUGAUGGCAUGGGAGAGAGUUCCUCACGCCCAAAUAAAUUUCAAGGGCCGCCAUCUACUUGGAGAGGCUGGACUAAACGAGAGCGGCAUGAUGUUAUUGCCUUGGACACUAUCCGAUCAAGAGAUCUCUCUAUUCAUCUAUACAAUGCGUUCAUUCUUAAGAAACGCGCGAAAGAAGAUAAGGCCAGAACUAUUGCAGAUAUGACGCCGUGCGGAACCCCAGAUGAAAAGCCACCAGAAUCUUUGUCUUCAUUUGCUCCGAAUCGAGGUUGGACAGCCUGGCCAAUGCCCACGGAUGAAGUUCCGAGGGUAGAUGAACGCGUUAAUAGAGACCCAGACGAUGUCUGGACCUUAAGAAUGCCUCCUGAUGAUAGGCCGAGCGCAGAAUUGGAGGAAUGUCUUAUUGCACACAUGAUGAAGGUGUCUAGGGAAAGGUUCAACGCUAGACCGUGGGAUUGGCAGGGUGCUCGACGAUUUGAAAGAGAGGAACCUCCAUCGGAGAGCGAUAACCAAAGCACGGCUCCGAGAGAUGAAAGCGAAUUUGGUGGUUUGGGGCUAUCGAAACCUACCCUCCGGCCGACAGUACAGACUGACGAUGACAAGUCCAGGAGGCUCCUUCGCCCAGAGGCACGAAAUAUUCUGAAUAAACUAGAUGACCUCCUGCUGAACCUCGAAGGAGCACGGAAAACAUGCGCUAGUAUGACUCAGGGGUCAAUAAAUGAACCCAAAUCACCCACCGAGAUAGCCAGAAGAGGGACUUCUCAGUCAAGUAUCGAUAUCCCGCCAAACUACAAAAACAACCCAGAUGUUGAGACGGAGAUAUGGGAUGAAAAUGACGCAGAACGCAGCAUAGCUUCAAAGCCAAUUUCGAGUACUCCCGAAAGUAGUAUAGAUGACCUUGAGGAUACGCUACCCGCAAAUCCAAACUCCCAACAUAAAGGUAGUGUGCGCCGAGGUCUUCGCGACUGGAGUGUGGUUGUCGGUAUGGCAUCACUGGCUGGAUGGCCGGCCGCCGCAGUUAUGCGAGCUUCCCGACGCUGUGCAGACCUUUUUGGUGAAGACCAAGUGUUCAGAACCAUGCACGAAGGGACUGUGCAACUAAAUAGAGGGGAGGAUGGGAUGCCUUAUUGGAAACACACUGAGCUAGAUGAACCGGAAGAGGAGUUCCAAGAGGUAGAAGAUCGACCCCUUUCAAGUUGUGCGGAGAAUCCGAAAGAAGAUGCGAGAUACUGUCCAGUGGAAGGAUGUUCUCGGCGAUUGAAAGGAUUUUCCAGAGCAUGGAAUCUGAAUCAGCACUUGAAGAAUGCCCAUUCAGAUCUACUAGCAGAGUCAAAGAUCCAGCUUGUUAAGAGAGUAUAUAAUAAAUGA
Arthroderma uncinatum is the source of this 1635-nucleotide messenger RNA. RefSeq lists its product as uncharacterized. Lineage: Eukaryota; Fungi; Ascomycota; Eurotiomycetes; Onygenales; Arthrodermataceae. The coding region runs from base 1 to 1635 and encodes 544 amino acids. The record is from RefSeq and is a predicted model, not a curated record. The transcript has a single exon.